AUGUCUAAAAUGCAGCUAUUGCAGGUUUAUCUAAAUGAGCGAUUAACAGCGGUGGCUGUUGAGAUAUUUGGGGCCGUGGAAAAUACCAUUGGAGAGUACCAGGAAGAAAUCUCCCGUUCAAAGGAGGAGAUCGAACGUCUACGGAGGCUGCUGGAUUUGGUUUUCCAACCCGACAUAAAGCUACAGAGAGCAGGUUAGUAUUUAGCCCGAUAAUGGACUAAAGGAGACCAACGUUACUCCGUAAGGCUCUGGAUGCCAAAACAGCCAAAUACUCCAUCUAAACAUGAAUCGAUUCUCAAUUGCGGCACGGUUCUAGAAACAUAAAUCCCCCUAUUUUAAUAUCACAUCAAAAUACACACUUACUGUACACUGUUUUACCCGGUUUUAACACAGUUGCAGCAGACAGUAUUUUUCAUUGACAACAUGUUUGUGGCGUCAGUCUUCCAUUACACACAGGUGUUCGGAGACGCAGACAGCUAAUAGCACAGGUAGUCAACUCUGUCUUCCGUCUGUUUUCCAUAAACAAGUGUUGUAACAUGGACAUAUGGCCUUGUGGGAACCCUAACCCGAUAAAAGGUGUGUAAUUUAACCUUCUUGUUUGUCGAUUUUUUUUUCUUGCUGAUAUGAAAGAUGCGUUCCUAAUGUUUCCAAAAUCGUACCGCAAGCGAUGCGUGUUAAUGUUUAGAGCAAGCGUCGGGGCUCUCAGCAAAACUCCCCUGGUCAGGUCAGAAGAUACUAUCGUCAAUAGGCGCUAAAGCAGUCAGCGUCUAUGAAUGGAUAGUUAGUAGUGAAUGAUGGCCGCUGCUAGCUAGAUCAAUCAAUGUGAUUGAACCAUCCAGGCCUGCCAAACAACCGAUUAAGCAACUUUUGUUGAUUUUUAUGAAAAUUAAUAUUCAUUUGAACUUGGCACAGAGAACUAUUGAUUACUAAUUUUUUAUCCAAUCCCCUCAGACCCCCAGCAGCUCACUCUCCCUGUCCCUGGAGAGGAGGUACCUCCUGAGAAGCAGCACUGUCAGCAGGAGUGGAGCCCCAGUCUGGGGCAGGAGGAGCCAGAGCCCACACAGAUUAAAGAGGAACAGGAAGAGUUUGGGACCAGUCAUGAGGAAGAUCAGCCUCAGGGGCUGGAGUUCGAUAUCAAAGAGGUCAUAUUCUCUCCUCCCUCUCCUCCCCAGCCCUCACAUCUUCCCCAAACCCAAACUGGGGAGAACAGAGAGAGGGACUCUCUACCCACCAAAACAACUGAAGAGAUCAAAACGGAACCGGAUGAAGAGGGUUAUGGAGAAUCCGAACCAAACAGUGAAUUAAAUCCCCUUUCUCCAGUAAAUUCAGACUGUUCUGCAGCUCAUAUUGGGAACAGUGAAAGUGACAAUGGGGUGGACAGUGGAGGACUAA
Messenger RNA from Coregonus sp. 'balchen', 1392 nucleotides. NCBI's taxonomy places the organism in Eukaryota, Metazoa, Chordata, Actinopteri, Salmoniformes, Salmonidae. The record is from the annotation of a GenBank genome assembly.